AUGGCUUGCAUCGACCUGGACUACUUCGGCGAAUGCGUAUGCGACACGAACGCGACGCGGCUGAUGAACGCGUCGCUCGCCAUGGGGCAUGGACAAGUGACUGACAACAACAGCUGGGAAAAGCACAGCGACAUCACGUACAUGCCGAGAGCCAAGUUCCUGUCCUGGCUGUGGCAAAUGAAGUUCUCCGCUGCCAAGAACGUGAACGUGGUAACCGAUAAGAUGCUGCAUGCGGCAGGAGGCUCUGGGUACAAGGUGGACUUGGGUCUGGAGCGUCUGCUCAGAGACGGCAAGGCCGGGUGGGUGAUGGGACCCAGCAACGAGGUGCUCAGACAGUUCGUCGGCAAAGCCGUGCUUAUUGGUAUGGACGCCGUGGACUACUGGGAGCAGAAUAUCAACACGCGCGCAGUGCACCACGAACUCAAGAAGAUGUCCCCCGAGCAGAAGGAGGCCAUCGCCAAAGAGCUGAUGGAGGACGUGCAGAAUGGUCGCCUUUCGGCUGACAAGGUCGCCAGCAUCGACGAUGAGGACUUUGAGAACCCCUUCAGCACUGGGCCACCGCAUUACGUCAACAAGACGCUGACGCUGAAUGGCCGCGAGUGCACGCCCGGCCUGAGUCCGGACAGCUACACCAAGAUGACGCUCCAGAAGCGUUCACCCAUCGGCGACAACAUGGAGCAGUUUGACUUCGCGUACCCCAGCAAGGACAAGCACAGCGGCUGCCUGCCGGGGCAGUAUGUCAAGGUGCGGAUCCGACCCGCCGGCCACCCGGUGCAGGAGCGCUACUUCUCACCCGUGUCUCUACCCGACGAGCCCGACCGGCUGCAGCUCAUCCUCAAGUUCGAGACGGCUGGCAUUCUGUCGCACCAUUUCCAGCAGCUUAAGCCGGGAGAUUCGAUCGAGGUGAUGGGUCCGUGCGGCGGCUUCGAGUACCACGCCAACACCACGGACCACCUGACCCUGAUGGCCUCGGGCGCCGGGGUCACGCCCUGUCUGCAGCUGGUGCGCUCCAUCAUGGCGGACCCGCAGGACCGCACCCAGGUGCACCUGCUGUACUACUCCGAGACCAUCGACGACGUCCUGCUCAAGGACGAGCUGGACAAAUACCAGGGCACCGACCAGCGGCUGAAAGUCCUAUACAGCCUGGGCGAGGCACCGGAGAACUGGGACGGCGAGGAAGGCUUCAUCGAUACCGACAUGAUCCGACACACGGUGCCAACACCCAAUGGAGGCCGCUGCAAGAUGGUGCUGUGUGGCGGUCCGACCAUGAUCAUCUCCACUCUGAGCUCGCUGCGACAGCUGCACUACCCGGCCCGCGACAUCUUCGUCUACGGCCAGUUCGGCGCCGAGCACGUCCGCAUGGUCUUCGGCCGCAACGUUCAGCUGUCCGGCCACUCGUCCAGCUGCGCCGUCUGAGGUCAUGCGUGAACUAUCU
Pollicipes pollicipes is the source of this 1435-nucleotide messenger RNA. Its product is annotated as NADH-cytochrome b5 reductase 1-like. The record is from RefSeq and is a predicted model, not a curated record. Gene Ontology annotation, molecular function: oxidoreductase activity, acting on the CH-CH group of donors. NCBI's taxonomy places the organism in Eukaryota, Metazoa, Arthropoda, Thecostraca, Pollicipedomorpha, Pollicipedidae. Bases 1 to 1416 code for a protein of 471 amino acids. The transcript is spliced from 10 exons.